This is a messenger RNA of Lynx canadensis (Canada lynx), 3337 nucleotides long. It is a transcript of the gene ZNF750, whose product is annotated as zinc finger protein 750. The transcript is spliced from 3 exons. Gene Ontology annotation, molecular function: DNA-binding transcription activator activity, RNA polymerase II-specific; promoter-specific chromatin binding; RNA polymerase II cis-regulatory region sequence-specific DNA binding. Gene Ontology annotation, cellular component: nucleus. Gene Ontology annotation, biological process: positive regulation of transcription by RNA polymerase II; epidermis development. Lineage: Eukaryota; Metazoa; Chordata; Mammalia; Carnivora; Felidae. Bases 276 to 2423 code for a protein of 715 amino acids. The record is from RefSeq and is a predicted model, not a curated record.
UUCAGCCGGCGAGCGAGCGUGAGAACAGGUCCUGCUCUCGGGCACCGUCAGCCACGGCUCCUGACCCGACCGCUCCCAGCACUGCCUGGCUCCGCCCCCACCCCAAUGAGCGAGACCUCCCCAGUCAGACCCACAGCACAUGGAGGAGGCUGCAAAUAGAAGCACCUGGAAAGAAAGCCAAGAAGAAGCAGCAGCAGCCGCCAGAUCAUAAUCGCACAGGAGCCGGCAGCGACCGGACCAGCGAGGGGACCAGCACCCACACCACAAGAAGGAACAUGAGUCUUCUCAAAGAGCGAAAACCAAAGAAGCCGCAUUACAUCCCGAGACCUCCAGGAAAACCCUUCAAGUAUAAGUGUUUCCAGUGCCCUUUCACUUGCAAUGAAAAGUCACACCUUUUCAACCACAUGAAGUAUGGUCUCUGCAAAAACUCCAUCACUUUAGUGUCAGAGCAGGACCGCGUCCCCAAGUGCCCCAAAUCCAACUCUCUGGACCCCAAGCAGACAAAUCAGCCAGACACGGCAGCAAAACCCACCUCUGCCAAGCCUGUUGCCAAUGGGCUCCCACACUUUGACACCAAGCUUCAGCAAAGCCUCGCCAAGGACGAUGCCAAGGAAAACGUGGAACUGCACACACGUGGGCCCCACAGGUGCCCAGGACAGAAGUCUGCUCUCCACGAGGAAGCAGCACCCCUGAGUCCAGCUCCGGAAGCUACCAGGGGCACCCAGCCCGUUCUGGAAGGCAUCGUGCGGCCUUCAGCCUUUGUCCCAGUGGGAGAGCACAGACUCAAGGGGCCAGAGCACGCUGAGGCUCCUGAACUGCUGGCCCUGCCUGGCCCCACGGCCAAAGCCACCUCCUUCCACACCAAGUCUGCAUUCCAUGCUCCUGGUUAUCCGUGGAAAGCUGGCGCGCCUUUCCUCCCGCCAGAGUUCCCACACAAAAUCCCGUCUACAAAGGGGUUUAGUGCCAUUUCCCCUUACGUGCACCCCGCAAUCCCAGAGUACCAGCCACACUUUUACACAGAGCAUGGACUGGCCACCAUCUACUCACCCUACCUACUUGCUGGGAACUCACCUGAGUGUGAUGCCCCCCUGCUGUCCGUCUACGGGACCCAAGACCAGAGGCACUUGCUGCCUCCCCCGGGGCCGGUCCCCAAGCACUUGAACCCCCCCUCGGCAUAUGACCAUUACAGGUUCUUCCAGCAGUAUCACUCCAACCUGCCAAUUCCUUAUGGAUUUUACAGACCAGAGUCUGCAUUCUCCUCCUACGGGCUCAGACUCCCACCUGUCACGGGCAUUUCCAGAGAUCACAGCUCUCACCUACUGGAAGAAACCGCCCUGCUCUACCCAGCCCUGAGUCCGUCCAAGUCAAGUCCUUCCAACACCCACAAAAAAAACACAGAGUUUGAGAAGGGGAGCCCAACUCCCGAGGCUAAAGACCCCUCCCAAGACGGGCAGAGGGACACAGAGGGAACCAAAAUGAGCCCUCGCGCGGGCAGCGCAGCCACAGGCUCCCCGGGAAGGCCAAGUCCCACCAACUUCACGCAGACAAGUCAGCCAUGUGCCGGGCUGUGCGGCCUCUCGGACAAGCCAGCUGCCAGCACCCUGGGAAGGCUCCAUCAGCCUGAACACAGCCUCACAGCCUUCAAGCCUGUCAAGAAAAGCACAGAGCACCCAAAUUCCCAGGCUCUGGAAAACAGAGAAGAGCCCCCAAAAAGCCUUGAUGCCAUGAACGGCGAUGCUCCAGGCGAGACCAGAAGCGCAUCUCACGACCCAGAGGCCACACCUUCCAGCCCAGAAGAUGGCUCCAGGACAGCCCCGCUGAACCUCUCCAAGAAACCAGAGGCCAGACCAGCCACUCACAGCCCCAUGUACAAGGACUUUGCAGAGGUGCAGGACAUGCCUCUCAACCUCUCGGUGAAGGACCCCUGUAACGCCCUGACUCCGAGACCUCCCUUCCACAGCCCACUGCAAGAGGCAGAACCUGCCAGCACCGCUGCUCAAAACACUGACACGGAAACUUCCAAAGAUGGGCCAGAACACACCCAGACGAACCAAAGCAGCCCUGAUGCCAUGGAGGCGCCACCAACAACGCCCGCUGUGAAGGCCCAGGACGCAAGAGCGCUGGACAGCAGUGAUGAGCAGAAGCAGACAGCGGCCGUGGCCCUCUGCCAGCUGGCGGCCUACAGCCCAGGGAACGUCCGGAUGGGCGAUGGGGAGCCCACGGCCCCGGAGUCCGCCUGCCCACAAGACGCACCCACCCUCAGCGCCACGGAAAACCCGGAGGCUCCGUGUGACCUCAGACCCAGAGGGCAAAAGAGGACAAGCCCCAGGGAUGCAGGGAAGUCCCAGCAAGGAACAAAGAAGACGAAGCCGAGUGACACAGCCAGAGUGUUCACCCUUCGUAAGAGAACACGGGUGUCUUAGUGCCGCUCUCGCCGGAUGCAGACACAUCUUCCAAAGCAGGUUACGACAGCAGCAACUCUUGACUGGCACCGCAGCUUUCCCUGGUCAGUUUUUACAAUGCAGCUUCCUGCUUCUCAGGAAGGAAGGGGGAGUGGGGAGGGGGAGAGAGAGAGGGAGGAAGAAAGGAAGGAAGGAGGGGAGGGGGGAGAGGGAGGAAGGAAGGAAGGAAGGAAGGAAGGAAGGAAGGAAGGAAGGAAGGAAGGAAGGGGAGAGAGGGAGAGAGAAAGGAAGGAAGGGAGGGAGGGAGGGGGAGAGAGAGGGGGAGAGAGAGAGAAGGAAGGAAGAAAGGAGAAAAGAAAGAAGCUGCAAUUCAGGUUUUGAAAAUAUCAAGCAAGAAUAUUCAAAGGUGCUUCUACUUUUGGUUGUAAAAAUAUUUAAAUGACUCAUACUCAAGACUGAUGAGUUCAACAUUGACUUUCAUUUUUGUAAAAUGUCAAAUGGAAUGCACAAAUUAAAAGACAGCUUUUAAGUGUAAUCCAUCUUAGAGGAAAACUAUUAAAAAUGCUCUUCUUAUAAAUAUCUUAGCACUAGAAUAAACGGCUUUUAACUGUUUUGCUAUCAAAUCUGUGUGUUUUGAAGUAAAUACCAAUUACUGGGAAAAAAUGCCAUGAAAAAAACAUUUCCAGUUCUGUCAUUAAAGUGCUGUAUGUAAAAAUUAUGUGAUUUGUUAUGAGUGAAGAUACACAAACAUCAAGACGCUAUUUAUACAAAUAAUUUAUUUCCAGUAGGAAAACGUAUUGCUGGUGAAGCUAUUGCUAACGUACUCUACUUCUGUAUGAUGUUACAGUGAACUUCCUGACUUGUUCAGCCUCCUUUUCCAUUUUCCAAAAUGAUGUAUAUAUUGCUAAUUUUCCAAUAAACUCAUAGGUGACUUU